UGCGGUUUUAGCGUGCAAAGACAGUUUACUAGGGACGUUUCCGUAAACACACAGUGAUAUCAGACGGGCGUAUAGCCACCGCUGCGCAUGCGCACAGAGCAGCAGAACUGACAUCGCGGGGCAGCACUGCAAUAUCCAUCGAUUCGGGACCGAAGAUUAUCCAUCUGCAUUCUCGCAAGACUGGUGCCACCUGUACAUACUAAUCCAUACCAACUGUGUCAUUGAAGCAACAAUGUCCAUGGGAAGUGACUUUGGGAACCCUUUACGGAAAUUCAAACUUGUUUUUUUAGGGGAGCAAAGCGUUGGGAAAACAUCGCUGAUAACAAGGUUCAUGUAUGACAGCUUUGACAACACUUAUCAGGCAACUAUUGGAAUCGACUUUUUAUCAAAAACCAUGUAUCUGGAGGACCGAACUGUGAGGUUACAGCUAUGGGACACCGCAGGGCAGGAGCGUUUUAGGAGUCUUAUCCCAAGCUACAUUAGAGACUCCACAGUGGCUGUGGUGGUGUAUGAUAUUACAAAUGUCAAUUCUUUCCAGCUUACCUCCAAAUGGAUUGACGAUGUCAGAACAGAGAGGGGAAGUGAUGUCAUUAUCAUGCUGGUGGGCAAUAAAACAGAUCUAGAGGAAAAGAGGCAAAUCAGUAUAGAGGAGGGCGAGCAGCGGGCCAAAGAGCUGAAUGUGAUGUUUAUAGAGACUAGUGCAAAGACUGGCAGCAACGUUAAACAGUUGUUCCGGAGAGUGGCUGCAGCUUUGCCCGGAAUGGAAAGCUUAGAUGAUAACAACAAAGAAGGAAUGAUCGACAUUAAGCUGGACAAACAGCCAGACCCUCCGGCCACUGAGAGUGGGUGCUCCUGUUAGUAAAAA
Molecule: messenger RNA, 865 nt
Organism: Carassius auratus (goldfish)
Lineage: Eukaryota; Metazoa; Chordata; Actinopteri; Cypriniformes; Cyprinidae
Product: ras-related protein Rab-6B-like
Exons: 8
Coding region: 233-859 (208 amino acids)
Molecular function (GO): GTP binding; GTPase activity
Source: RefSeq, a predicted model, not a curated record